Sciurus carolinensis (gray squirrel) is the source of this 1763-nucleotide messenger RNA. RefSeq names its product epithelial stromal interaction 1 (gene Epsti1). The coding region runs from base 125 to 1255 and encodes 376 amino acids. NCBI's taxonomy places the organism in Eukaryota, Metazoa, Chordata, Mammalia, Rodentia, Sciuridae. The transcript is spliced from 13 exons. The record is from RefSeq and is a predicted model, not a curated record.
UCAGCUGUUAAAACCGCUGCCUCUGCUCUUUGGAAUCGCCUCUCGAGACUCUCCCAGUGUCCCAGCCUGUGUCCCUCCCGCAGCAGCGGCGGCGGCCCAGGACCAGGACCGCGGGCUCUGAACCAUGUACACUCGCAGCAAAGUGGUGGGCUCCAAGCUUGGCGCCUCCUCUGCUUCCCAGGACGCCAGCGGGUGGCGCGGGGAGCUGGGCCCGUUGCAAAGUCAGAGACAGGGUGUGGAGGCGACCCCUAAGUCCCCUUCGCGGGAGAGCCUGGGCCCCGCAGGCCAGGGGAGCACAGGUGCAUAUACCAUGAUUGCACCAAAUGAAAGCCGGAGACAUCAGAUACAGAGGAUUGCUGCACAAGAACUGUCCAACCUGGAGAAAUGGAAGGAGCAGAAUAGAGCUAAACAGGUGUAUGUGGUGCCAACACUGCUGGGGGGAAGCCAGUCAGAGUCUGAAGUCAGGCAGAAACAACAACUCCAACUGAUGCAAAAUAAAUACCAGCAAAAGCUAAAAAGACAAGAAUCUGUAAGAAUCAGGAAGGAAGCAGAAGAAGCCGAACUCCAAAAAAUGAAGGCAAUUCAAAGAGAAAAGAGCAAUAAGCUAGAGGAGAAAAAGCAACUUCAAGAAAAACUCAGAAGAGAAGCAUUCAGAGAACAUCACCAAUACACAACUGCUGCAUUUUUGAGCAGACUGGACACAGAGUUGCCAAACAAAAGUGCCUGUCAAACUGCUCCUUGUGACCUGCAAUCCUGGACACCGAAACUUCCUGUCCUGCCUACAGAUUACAGCUGGGCUGGUAACCGAGCUUAUAAAGAUUCUCUAAGGGAGAAAGAAAACCAAAGAUUGCAAAAGAUGAAGAUGAAGGAUGAACAGCAGCAGAAGAGAGCUGUGUCUGUGCUGCCUGCUAUGCAGCAGAAGAGUGGGAGGAGACAGAGCCCACCACCAGGCUACUCUAAAUACAGAUCUCCAGCUGGUCAGCCCAGAGGCCACCCCGGCAUUCCCUCUGGGAGCUCCUUCAGAAGCACUGCCAACUCCGCUCCAGUUGAUCCUACACGUAUGCUUUCCCAGAAUAAAUUACGGGAACCUAAGCGACAACAGCAAGAAGAGGAAAGAACCAAAAUCCUUCAAGCUGAGCACAGGAGGGUAAAUAAUGCUUUUCUGGACCGACUCCAAGGCAAAAGUCAACCAGGUGGCCUCGAGCAGUCUGGAGGCUAUUGGAAUACGAAUUGCGGCAACAGCUGGGGUAUAUGAGAAAUACUUACUUCCGUCUGGCUCUCAUCAACUGGCCUUGCAAAACCCCUUGAAAACCCCCUACUACUUCUUCAUGUAGUUUUGAUUAGCUUCACUGGUUUUUUACCUUAACUUCAACUGCCCAUCCACUCAACAGAGUGGUUAGGGAUGGUUGAUUUCUUCAGUCAUUAGUUAUGCAUGUUUGCAGGAGCUGAUUACUGAACUCAUAUUUUAUCUCUACUGCCAGCAAAAUGUUACUUUAUUUUUAUAAUUGGUUUUGCCUCUUAUUAGAAGAAUAAUUAGAGCAAUGUUAGUAAGACAGAAAAAGAGGGAAUCACUUUUUUCAUGUUAGCAAGAGCUAUGGGUGCUUCAGGCUUGUAUCUCUGUAACUUACUAAUGCUUAACUAAAUGCUUUGGGGGUAUUUAAGAUUUCAGUCAAUUCAUUUUCUUAAUCUAGAGUACAAAUAUGACCAAAAGAAAAAAUUUUUUGUAUUCUUUUAACAAAUUUAUAAAUAAAGCUCUACUUCUA